Molecule: messenger RNA, 987 nt
Organism: Penicillium taxi
Lineage: Eukaryota; Fungi; Ascomycota; Eurotiomycetes; Eurotiales; Aspergillaceae
Product: BRCT domain protein
Exons: 4
Coding region: 1-987 (328 amino acids)
Source: RefSeq, a predicted model, not a curated record
AUGGAUCUAUUCAAGGGGAUCGUUGUGAGUUCAGUCGGCAAAUUUAAAGAAAGUGAGAAAGUCGAAAAGUGGGUUCGGGCCAAUGGUGGAGCUUUUGAUAGCAAAAUCACCUCCAAUACCACCCAUCUCAUUGCUACUGAACAGGCAUAUUUGGAGAAAGGAACAAAAGUUGAGGAGGCCAAAAAUAUUGGAACAAUCAAUAUUGUUUCCUACGAUUGGCUUUUGGAGUCCCUUGGUUCGAAAAACCACCGACCUAAGGCUGCAAAGCCUUUUCUCUGGGAAGCUAUUAUCAGAAAGAAAGCCAGAGAUAAUGCCAAAGAGCGAUUCAAGAAAGACCCGGAAACGGAGCUGCUGAAGAAAGUUGUCGGAUCUCGAGUUGUCAAAAACCUUCUGGCAAAUGUGAUUUACAUCGACUCAGGCAACCACAUCUGGUCCGUAGAUAUUGUUAGGCUAAUGGAGAAGCCAAACUACCGUGAAAAGUUUACAUUGGCAGUCUUUGAAUGCAAUUCCUUGAAAAAUCGCACCUACUCAUGCUAUGCUAAGUACAACCGCAAGGGUAUUUCAGCUGUGGAAAUAUUGGCUCCUCGCAAAAGCGACAUUUCUCUGGCUAUUACUACAUUCAGGGACUUUUACAAACUCAAGACUGGAAAGGAGUGGGAAAACCGUGAUGAUGGGAAACAGCCACUUCCUAUGACCGAUACAGAUGGCAACAUUCUCCCCGCCCAUGAAGGAUGGUGGAUUCAUGAAUUGAAGAAGAAAAGCCCCAUUGUUGCAUAUUUGUCCGACACAGUCGCCGCAGUAGACCCGAGCACUUCGUCUAUUACAGACUUGAAAGCCACCUCCCCCGAAGAAGCAGAACCCAGCACUUUUUCUAUCGCGAUCUGGCAAGCCGACCCUUCCGAAGAAAAGAAUAGCCGGGAGGAUUGUGUCGCUGCGGCAGAGCCCAUAGUUUCGUCUGCCGCAGACUUGGAAACUGUCUUUUUUUAG